AUGGAGCUGGACUACGGUCCCUCAGACGACAUCACUAGCUCGGGAGCUGCCGACCUCAAUCCGAGACUUGCGCCUCACGAGGUGUUCUACGGCAAAGAAGAUGCGGAUGGCAUGUCAGGUGAAGAGGAUGAGGAGGAGCAGUAUGACGCAGAUGGCAAUCCAAUCAAUCGAGCAGCGCUGAGGCUUCAAGAGAGGAGGAGAAGCGAGGCGGAGAGGAGAGGUGCGCGCUUCUAUGCUCUGCCUCAAAAGCACGGAAGCAUCAUGCCUGGCGCUCCUGAUGAGGAGAGCCUCGUGAUGGCCCUGGAGAAGCUAGACUCGGAGCAAGCUGCUGGUGAGUAUCAAGGUCUCAGAGCAGGCUCCUUCGCUGUGCAAUGCUCACCUGGUGUCCGUCAUUAUGCAGAACCGGCUCCGACUGUGCCUGGACCGAUUGGCGGCGGCCUCGAUGUUCGUCUGGUUGCUCUGCAUCUUAGCGGAUCACCGAUCACACAAUUAUCCACUUCUCGACUCUUUGCACUGAUCACGCACUUCGGCGCUGCACCUCUUGGGCUCGAAUGGAUAGACGAUCAAAGCGCUGUAGUAGUCUUCUCCGACGCCAAUUCGGCCCUUGCAGCUCUGCAACUCACGACCUCCGAGAGUGGCUCAGACUCCUCGUAUCCCUCUCUAGACCACGUCGAAGCAGCGGCUCAAAUCCAGCUCCUGCAUGAGCGCGGCGAAACUCCGGCAGAAGAGAUCCCUCAAGAGCUGGUGGACUCGUUACUGCUGCCUCGCAGAGUGCGCAACUUGCCGUUCAAAUUGUACAGCAGCAACGAGAAGGAGACUCUGCUGACCGUUCUCAGGAGUCACAAAGAGGCGGAGAAAAGGCGGGCAGAGCUGCCAGCAGACGCCCCUGCAAUCUAUGCAGAGAUGGCUGCUGAGGAAGAAUCCGCGCUGGAGAAUGAUCCUACACGCCAAGCACUACGAAAGCUUCGUGGUCCGCUCUGGGUUAGAUACGCUUUGGAAAGCAGUGACACCAAAGCCGGCAGACGGCGAGGAGAGCCACGGUCUCCAACGGAUGGGCCGCGACCAGCAGGAGGCAGCACCAGCGAAUGGUAUAGGCAGCAUGGACGGGAUGCGGGCAGAGAAGUGGUGCCCAGGCUUUUGGACAUUGCUCCCAAACGCUCGCGUGGGAGGGGCAACGAAGGUCAGAGCAUGAUCGAUGCUAUGGAUGCAGAGCUUGACGAUUUGAGGAAACGGGAAGGGGACGAUGACGCUGAUCAAUACCCCUUGAUGAGGCUUGGCUCUCGGAUCGACGAGACCUGGCAGCACGACCGAUUUGAUCGGAACGAUCGAGGUCAGCGUUACGAAGAAGGCACUGGUGAACGUAGAAGAGGUCGAGGAGGAUCUAACCGAGCUGCUAUGGACGCGCUGGAUGAAGAAUUGGAGACCUUGCACGACAGAAACAGGGACAGAUCUGCUAGCCCAGUUCGCCGAGCUGAGAGAGCUUCAGAUUCGCCAGCAAGCCACGUUCGUAUCAAGGGUCGAGGGGCCAUGCGAGCCCCCGGUGCGGGUUCCAGAGGCUGGGAUGAUCUGGAUGGAGUCGGCAGAACAGACAUUGGAGGAGACUCGAGGAGGAGAGGCGGGGGUGGGAUGCACGCCGAUGAGUGGGCUGAUCGGCGUAGGGGACGAGGCCGAAGAAGCGGUGGACUCGAUGCUGAUGCUGGAGCGGAUGCCGAGAGGUGGUCGCACAACAAAGAUAGAAGAGGCGGGGGAAUGUCCAAUGCCUCUUCCUUGGCGGAACGAUUCGGCGAUGGAUCGGGAAGACGCUCCAACGGCACCAUCCAAAGUGAGGCUGGACUGGACAGACGAUUGGCAGGUGGAAGACUGUCGGACAGGCUGCAGGAAUCUCUGGAGAGCCGAUUCAAUUAG
Ceraceosorus bombacis is the source of this 1905-nucleotide messenger RNA. The record is from the annotation of a GenBank genome assembly. Lineage: Eukaryota; Fungi; Basidiomycota; Exobasidiomycetes; Ceraceosorales; Ceraceosoraceae.